AUGUCCUUCGGAUAUGGGGUCGGCGAUUUCAUCGCUGUGCUAGGUCUCUUUGAGCGCAUCGCUCUAGAGCUACGCAAUUAUAAGGACGCUCCUAUGCACUUCCAGCAGCUCCGUGCGGAACUAGACCUUGUUCACAGCACCCUCAAACACGUUUUGAGUCUGGAGCCCGACUGUAAGGAAGAGUUCCAGACCCUGGAGCAGAUCAGAGCUAUUGUAAUGCACUGUUCUCAACCUCUGCAGACCAUGGUAAACAAAAUGCGAUCCAAGGAAAGCAGUUUAGGUCAUUUCAGAUCAACGAGAAGUCUUAGCGGCAUCGGUGAAAGGCUUCACUGGUCUAUGAUCGCUCAAGGCGACGUUGAUGCAGUACGAAAGACGAUUUUGUCUCAAAUGGCCGCUGUUAAUAUCCUCUUAAGUGUCCAGCAACUGUUCGCAAGCCUAUGA
Molecule: messenger RNA, 441 nt
Organism: Fusarium venenatum
Lineage: Eukaryota; Fungi; Ascomycota; Sordariomycetes; Hypocreales; Nectriaceae
Source: RefSeq, a predicted model, not a curated record